CGCUCGCCCUGCUCUCGCAGCCACACCCUCCCCUUUCACCAUCUCGGUCUCCGUCUGGCACGCGGGCAGCUGUGCGGGACCGGUGCGUGCGUCUUGCAUAUCGUGCACCCGCAGCAUCAGCAACACAAAAGGGCUGGGAGCUGCCGGGGGCCAGGGUUUACCUCAGCGCCGAUCGGAGGGAAGAGCCGCGUUCUCAAACAAAGGCUAUCUGACGGAGAAACAAAGUGUCACUUUGUGCCUCCUCAGCACAGUGGCACUAACAGACACAGGAGGACGCCAAUCUCUCCUCAGUCAGCACUACCCCAGCCUCAGCAGACACACCUCCUCUUCUAGGACUGCACAUGUUCUCCUCUCCAGUACACAUGUGCACUCCAGAGCCCCUUCACUGAUAGCGAAGACAACAGCGCAAAUUCCAGCCCUUCAGACGGCUGUUUGGGAAGAAGAAGAAACGGGAAGCUAAAAGGAGCUUUGAUGGAGCAGAGCUAAAAGCAAGUUUUUCAACUGGGGAAGUGUGCAGUGGAGUCGUGUCUGACAAUGAGGAGUCAAAUAAAAAUCUGAGGGAUUUAAAUCCCAUCGGAUCUCGAGCUCUCUCCCACGACAGCGUCUUUAUCCCAGAAGGGCCGUUGAAGGAACUCAGUCUGGACUACAGCAUGUCCCAGGAAAACGUUUCAGAUAAAGUUAGGAACCUGCAGAGGCAGAUUGCACAAGGCAUAAAGUUCGGCCAGAGGCCUCUUUCGCUUCGAAAAAGUGAGGGGGAUGAGGGAAGUUCAGAUGAGGAAGAGGUUCCCCGAAGCCCUCUGAAGGUUUUGGCCCAGGUAGAAGCUGAGCCGCCAAAAAUGGAACCAAAGGUCCAGGGAGCUCAAUCAUCUGGGCAGUACAGCACACCAGUAAAGUCCCCGAGGUCCAAACGGGUUCUCCCACCAACUGGUACCAUUGAGUCUAUCAAUCUAGAUGCCGUCCCCCAGUCUGUUCCUCGCCUGGACAACACCGCCGCCAAGCAUAAACUCUUAGUCAAACCGAAAAACCAGAGGAUUUCCCGCAAACACCGGCGGUUCACACUGGACCUCCAGGAGGUGUCUAUUCCUGGAGUCAUGCAGGAGGACAUGGAGGCAGCCGGUGUGUUCUCAGACGACCAGCGCAGGGCAUCUCUGGAGUCAUCCAAAGAAAGCUUGAAGAAACAGAGACUCUAUGAGGAGGACAUACUGGAGGGCAGAAGGAGGAGGGAGAUGGAGGAGCAAAAGCUCAGAGAAGAAGCAGAGGAAAGGAGGAGGAGGGGGGAAGAGAUGAGGAUACGUGAACUGGAGGAAGAGAGGUGUCGCAGGAGACAGCAGGAAGAACAAGAGAAGAGGAUGCGAGAGGAGGCAGAGAGGAGGAUGAAAGAGGAAGAGGACCAAAUGAGAGCCAGGGAAGAGGAGGAUAAAUGGAGGCAAGAAGAGGCUGAGAGACAGAGAAAGGAGGAGGAUAGAAGGAUGAAAGAAGAGGAAGAAAGAAGGAAGCGAGAGGAGGCUGAGAGAAGAAAAAGAGAGGAGGAACGGAAGAUGCGAGAGGAAGCAGAGAGGACGAGGAGAGAGGAGGAGGAACGGAAGAUGCGAGAGGAAGCAGAGAGGAUGAGAGAGGAAGAAAGAAGGAUCAGGGAAAAGGAGGAAAGGAGGAGGAGGAGGCAAGAGGAAGAAGAACAAAUUCGAAAACUGGAAGAGGAAAGGAGAAAGCGUGAGGAAGAAGAUAGGAGGCGCCUGGAGGAGCAGAAGCACAGAGAGGAAGAGGAAAGGAAGCUAGAGGAGGAGGUGGCAAAGAAGCAACAGGAGCUUGAGGCAGAGAAGUGCAAAAAGCAAAAAGAGGAAGAAGAGGAAAGAAAGAAAAAAGAUGAACAGAAACUAAGACUGAGGGAGAUGGAGCAAGAGAAACAGCUGGCAUUGGAGGAGCAGAUGAAGAUGUUGACAGAAGAAGAUGCUGGGAGCUCUGAUGAACAAGAGAGGAAGCGGAGAGCUGAGGAGCAGCGCUGGAGGGAGAUGGAGGAGCGACAGAGACCCUUUUCCUUCAAGGUUUCCUCUGGAGAGAAACAGAUUCUUUUCCAGAAGGUCAACCUGACCCCUGUUACUCCAGCCUCCAGCCACCAGAACGCUGCUGACGCUGAUCAAAGGGAAGGAGCUACAGCUUACUCCCUGGAAAGGCAAGACCCCCCCAACCUGCCGGCAUCUUCAUAUGUGCCCCACACAGCCAUCCUGGUGACAGGCGCCCAGCUCUGUGGGACAGCUGUCAAUUUAGACCAGAUCAAAGACACUGCAUGUAAAUCCCUGCUGGGUUUGGGAGAAGAAAGAAGGGCCCAAGGAAUACCUUCUGCAAAGAGCAAGAGCUCGCCAGACCACAAAUCUGGGAAAACCAAAUCGCUCAGUGAGUCUUCGUUCUGCCCGGAUCGGUCCAGUGCAGCCGUGCUGGCAGAGUGGGCGAGCAUCCGCUCGAAAAUAUUUAAAGGGGUAGAGGAUGGGAAGUAUGAUGAGUACCCAGGCCCUCCGAGCAGGAAUCAGCCUCAGAUCAGCAGUGAAGAGCAGCCCUCUUUCUCUCAUACCAGCCUCAGAAAAACAAUGUCCGCCAGUGCCAAGUUCUCCAUCACCCCUGCAAAGAAGAAGUUUGGGGACUCAAACAGAAACUCUGAGGUUUUCAAUGCAGAUAAUAAAGAUGGUAAAGAGGAAGCAUCUCAAUCUGAUAGUCCCACACCAGCAUCCCAAUCUCCAACCUUUAAACCUCACACCCGGACAAGCAAAACAGUUCGGAUUGUAGAGCGAGCCUCAGAGGAGUGCAUGUUUGCCAAAGACCUCCCGUCUUUCCUGGUUCCCAGCCCGGGGGACAUUUCUGAGGGCUCCGAAGCAAAGAGCCAUCUUCAGAGCAAGACAGAGGAGGGGGAGGAGCAGGGACAGGACGGUGAGGAUAACCCCUCACCUUUUGGAAUCAAGCUUAGAAGGACGAACUAUUCUCUGCGUUUUCACAGUGAGCAGUCCACAGAGAAAAGGAAGAAGCGCUACAGCGCCGGAGACAGCUUUGAUGGCGUCCCUUCACCGCUCACCCCAAUUGAGCCAGACUCUGACACCUCCUCGGUCUUCUCUGACAAAUCAAGUCCCACAUCACCUCAGAAGGAGGGAGUAUUAAGCAAGUAUUUACACGCAUCUGCUUCUCCUGCCAUAACCCGGGGGAAGCUGGGCAAGCCGACAAGCCCCAUUGUGCAUAAUGAAGGAGAGAAAGUCCUUUCAAAACCACAACUCUACCGAAGACCAGCAACAUCACCCAAACCCUCUGGAGCCACUCCAACACCUCCUCCAUCUCCACUACCAAAAGUAGCCCACGUGCUCCCCUGUGAGGAUGUGAACCAGAGGACGGGGAGCCCAGAUUUAUCCGUCCAGGAGCAGGCCGGUAGGAGUGAAGAACUAUCCACGGUGGCCCAGCUGCACAGAGGAAACCACAGUCCUGUCCAAGGAGAGGAGGAGCCAAAGGAGAAGAGGUCUUUCUUCCCUUCCAUCAACAUCCCCUGGAGAGAGAAGGCAGACAGGAAGGCAGAACUUAUCAGACGAGAAAAACCUUCCUUACAGGCCAGACUCUCACUGGACAGCGCCAGGGUCCAGGAGAAGGAAGCUGGGCCCUUAUGGAUUACUCUUGCCCUGCAGAAGCAGAAAGGCUUCAGGGAGCAACAGCAGAGCCGCGAGGACCGUCGGAGCCAAAGAGAGGCCAAGCUAGCAGAGAAGCAUGCCAGAGAGAGAGAUAGUGUCGCACUGGUGAGUCCCACAGAGUGUAAAGAAAGUGGGUGCACCAGUCCUUCCUCCAAAACCCAGACACCAGAGGAGCCCAAGAGGCCCGACAGCCUGCUGGGACGAUUUGAGCGCAGAGAUCCCCUGAAAAAGGCCAGCACCUUGCCGAGCUCAGUCACAGUUGAAAUCUCAGACUCAACACCGUCGCCACCUGCUGUCAAGGACAUGUCAAAGCGAUUCCCCUCCAGCGACUCUCCCCAGUUGUCCACAGAGCCUGCCUGGCUGGCACUAGCAAAACGAAAGGCCAAAGCCUGGAGCGACUGUCCACAGAUCAUCAAAUAAACAACCCUGAUGCCAGUUUGACACGGCAUGCAUGGAGAACGCACAUUCCCCACGGAGCCAGAGGAUCACUUUCUCCCCUGCACAUGAAAACUCCUCUUGACACACACUGGCUGCUAUAACUAUCCUGUUAAAGUGCGCUUCACCUUCAGAUAUUACAAUAAAGCUGCACAGAUGCUAUGUAAAAGGUUGAUGAGAGCAUGCAUGUAUUGUAUCCAAUCACAAGAACUCUUUGUCCCCAAAAGACAAAGUCCUCAGCAACCGAUCACAACCAUGGCUGACCAUUGCAGUAGCCAACCUUUUUUUAUUUAUUUUUUGUAAUUUUGGAGCCAGCUGGGUCACCAUGGUUGUAAUAAAUUCUGUGCUCGACACAAUACAGCUCAGAUGAACAACAGCGCUUAAUCAACAGAGGGUAUCCGUCUGAAUCGUGUUUUAAGGGCUACCAGUAAAAAAUGAAAUCCCAGCAUGGUCUCCUCUGGACAGCUCCUGGAAGUGCUACAGGCACCUUCUCUGCCCUCUUCCAUAUUAUGUACAGCAGCAGAUUUAUCUACACUGAAACUGUAUUGUAGCUUUUCUCUGAGCCUGGUUUGUUUUGUUGGGGGGGGGAAGGUCUCCUGUUUUUCUUUAUUAUUGUUUUUUAAGUCAUACUGGAAACAACAAAUCUCACUGUGUCCGUGAUGACUGUGACAGACUGGUUCUUAUCCAGAUGCAGAACUACAAACUGAACUUAAACGCAGCGUGAAGGACGUUAAGUGCUCAAAAUCCUCGCAGCUGUGUGACAGUAGACUUUAGAGACAAACACACCUGCUACAAUUCUUCUGGCAUGUCCUGCUGUAGACUUACAGCACCACUUCUUCUUUAAUGUACGGUAAUCCGAUCACACAGCAUUUCCUGUAUGAAUCAGUAAACCUCUUCAUUCUCAUUCCUGCCGCUCACUCCAUCAUCUGUAAGUAUGUAUUCACUCUGAAAGAGACCCAGAAAUCUGAGUCACUUUGUUUCUAACUUUGGUCGUGCACAAUAGUGUAGUGUACGCAGUGUUAAAUGUAACAAAAAAACAAAAUGUUUGGUAUUAUUUGCACUUUUUGUCCCACUUAAAGAUAUUCAUGGCAAAGUUCUUUAACAGAUCCAAAAUGUUAUCAAUAAUGUAAAUUAAAUACUGAUGUCUGUACCAAA
Messenger RNA from Girardinichthys multiradiatus, 5249 nucleotides. RefSeq names its product capping protein inhibiting regulator of actin dynamics (gene cracd). The coding region runs from base 651 to 4079 and encodes 1142 amino acids. NCBI's taxonomy places the organism in Eukaryota, Metazoa, Chordata, Actinopteri, Cyprinodontiformes, Goodeidae. The record is from RefSeq and is a predicted model, not a curated record. The transcript is spliced from 10 exons. Gene Ontology annotation, biological process: maintenance of gastrointestinal epithelium; negative regulation of barbed-end actin filament capping.